CCGCGGAGCAUUGCAAGCAAAACCCUCGAACCCUUCUCGCUCUCGCGGCUCGCCGUCCCUCAACUCCGACGAGAUCUGGCCGGCGAGAUUACCGGAGAUGGCGGACGUAGUGCAGUACCGCAUGGAGCGGAUGACGGAGGAGCUCGAUGACCUCGAGCGCCGUGGCCUUUUCAGCAGCGCGGAGAUUGCCGAAAUCGUGCGUCAUCGCCGGGACUUUGAGUACCGUCUCAAGCGCCCUUCACCGUUAAAGGAGGAUUUCCUGCUUUACAUCGACUAUGAGAAGCGUCUUGAUGCUCUGCGUGACCUCCGAAAGCGCGCCAUCAUUGGCCGCCUUGUUGAGAAGGAGAAAGCUGCUGGGCAGGAGGGGAAGAAGGGAGGAAAGAAGUGGAAGAAGUCGGUGUCGGAUUUUGCUGGCGUGUUGAGGAUUCUAGAUAUUUAUAACAAGGCGGUUGUGAGGUUUAAGGGGGAUUUGGAUCUCUGGUUCCAGUAUCUGGAGUUCUGUAGGGAGCGGCGUCAUGGGAGGAUGAAACAGGCUCUUGCUCAGGCCAUCCGAUUCCAUCCGAAGGUUCCUGGCCUUUGGAUUUAUGCUGCAGCCUGGGAGUUUGAUCAGAAUUUGAAUGUUGCUGCUGCUAGGGCUCUCAUGCAGAGUGGUCUUAGGACUUGUCCAAAAUCCGAAGAUCUCUGGAUGGAAUAUCUUAGAAUGGAACUUACUUACCUAAACAAGUUGAAGGAAAGAAAACUUGCUUGUGAAACUGGUGUGGGAUCAUUGCCAAAGGAUGAUAAAGAGACUGAACAACAGAAAGAAGAGAACAUGGAUACCUUUGUGUCACUAAGUAAUGAUAUACUUUUUCAGCGUGGAUCAUUGACUAUUCAAACUAUAUACCAUGGAGCAGUGGAGGCCUUACCUUCAAGUAUGAGCUUGCGGAAGCGAUUCCUAGAGAUACUGGAUGAUGUUGAUCUGGUACAAUCUGAGGAGUUAAAGGAAGAAAUUAUGGAAGAUCUCAAGAAAAAAUUUUCUCAGAAUGAGGACUACUGGGAUUGGUUAGCAAGGCUUCAAGUUGUUUAUACUGAGGGAAGGAAGGAUCUGUCAAAAGAAUUUCUUCUUGGCAAGUUGAAUAAAGCUUCUGAGGUUUAUGAAGAAGCAUUAAAAGUUUUGCCUACUACCAAGAUGUUUUCCCUGUAUGCCAAGUUUUACACAGAUGCAAUUCUUGCUGACAGAGAAGAUCCGGUUUCUGUUCUUAGUAAUACUGCUUUUGAAGCUGGAGAGCUCACUUCACGCUUAUUGGAAGUAUAUGAAAAUGCUGAACAGACUGGGUGCAUAACCAAGGAGCUUGCUUAUGAAUAUAUAUCAUUUUACUUGCAAAUUGGUAGAAUACAUGAAGCUAGAGAUCUUGCAAAGAAGCUCUGUAGUGGUAGGUUAUCAGAGGCUGCAGAUGUAUGGACCCUGAGAAUUUCAACAGAGCUGAAAUGGCUUACAAGUAAAGCUGCUUCCAUUGAUGAUGAUGAUCUUCGUUCUAUCUCGGAACUUUUCAGAAAUGCAAUGACCAGGGUAUCUGCUUCUGAAGUUGAGAGUUUGUGGCUGAUGGCCUUAAAAUUCUUUUCUACUCGGAAAAAACAUUUUGAAAAGCUGGUGCAGAGUUUGAUGAUGGACUUGGCCAAAGCUGGUCAGAGUGAUAAUGGUUAUACCAUUGCUUUUGCUGUGGUCAGCUGGGUUCUUCAAAGAGAUGGUGUAAAGCGUGCUAGGGAGAUGUAUAAGCGAUUUCUAGCUUUACCUCAUCCAAGUCUCUCAUUCUUUAAAAAUUGUAUCGACUUGGAGGCAAACCUUGCAUCUGCCGGAGACUCUGAUGGUGUUGCAAAUGCUCGCAAGUUGUACGAAUCAGCUCUGGCCAUUUAUAACCAAAGAACAGAAUUAUGGAAAAAUUACUACAUGAUGGAAAUGAAGAUUGGAACAUCUGAAACAGCUACUGCAGUGUACUGGCGUGCUCGGAAGACGCUCAAGGACACAACCGAGUUUUCAAGUCCUGACCAUUUGUGAUGUUAUAUAUUUUGUAACUUUUCUUAUUGCAUUUGUUGUCAGAUUUGAUUGAAAAUUUUUGUUUAUUUGUUCUUUCAAACUUUCAAAUAUCUAAAUUAAGAAAUUUUGCUGAUAAA
Messenger RNA from Dioscorea cayenensis subsp. rotundata (Guinea yam), 2151 nucleotides. Its product is annotated as U3 small nucleolar RNA-associated protein 6 homolog. The record is from RefSeq and is a predicted model, not a curated record. Gene Ontology annotation, molecular function: snoRNA binding; protein binding. Gene Ontology annotation, cellular component: Pwp2p-containing subcomplex of 90S preribosome; small-subunit processome. NCBI's taxonomy places the organism in Eukaryota, Viridiplantae, Streptophyta, Magnoliopsida, Dioscoreales, Dioscoreaceae. The coding region runs from base 98 to 2035 and encodes 645 amino acids. The transcript has 6 exons. Gene Ontology annotation, biological process: maturation of SSU-rRNA from tricistronic rRNA transcript (SSU-rRNA, 5.8S rRNA, LSU-rRNA).